Racocetra persica is the source of this 493-nucleotide messenger RNA. The record is from the annotation of a GenBank genome assembly. Lineage: Eukaryota; Fungi; Glomeromycota; Glomeromycetes; Diversisporales; Gigasporaceae.
AUAAUACAAAAUAAUUAUAAUGGAACGGUUUCCAACUCUAUCACUGAAAAACUUGAUUAUUCAAAGAGAGCCAUUAGCCGGGCUAAUGAUUUAAUGAAAGAUUUUAGCGAACCAUCCAAUUUAUUUGGAUUUAAACUUUUGGUCGAAGAUCCUACGUUAAAGUUUCCUGCAAAACUAUUGAUCAACGCACUUAAACUAUUAAGUGAUAUCUCUUUAUUUGAUUAUUAUACUGAAGAUAUCAUUGCACAUUUCGAAUUACAUCUUCGCACUUGGGUGACAACUCUUGAAAAAGUCAUCUAUUCGUCUAUUGUUUUGAAUCAAGAAUUUUAUGACAAACUUUAUAGUAGCUUAGUUAGCUUCAUUGAUAUUCAUUAUCAUAUAACUUUAUUUUUUAAGCAACAAGUCAAUCUCGAUAACGCUGGUGACGAUUAUUCAAAUUUUCAAAAUUAUAACAUUAAUUUCUUAUUAAUCCAUUUACGUGACUGUUUACACA